AACUGUACAACAUUAUGUUAUGAAUUAUGAUUAAAAUAUAAUUUUAUAAAAGUUAAUAAAUUUAAAAUAUUUAAUGAUUUAAGUGUUAAGUUUGUUAUUUGAAAUUAAUUAUAAAACAUGAGUAAUAUAUCACCAUUUGGGGCAAAAAACCCACCAUGGGCCAGAGGUACAAAUAAUACAACUGGAGCAAUGGUCAAUCAAGCGAAUACUUUACAACAACAGCUACUAACACAAAAUGCAUUGGGUCAAAUGGGCGCCACGGGAAUGGUUCAAUAUCAACAGCCGCAAGUUUUUCAAACCCAACUUGGUAUGCAACAACAAAAUUUAGGCUUAGGUAUAUCCCAAUUAGGUAAUGCUGCUAUAUCAAUGGCCGGUGGAAUGGGAUCUCAAAUAACAAAUCAAAUAUUUUCACAAGUGGGAGCAGUUACGUAUCCUACGCCAAGAUCAUUGAAUCCAAAUACUUUCCAAACUAAUAACAUGACACAGGAUGCUAACAUGCAAGGAGGCAAUAAUAGCUCUAAGCAACGAGUUUUUACUGGCACAGUUACAAAAGUUCAUGAUAAUUUUGGAUUCGUCGAUGAAGAUGUAUUUUUCCAAACUAGUGUUUGUGCCAAUGGUUCGAAUCCAUCUGUCGGAGAUCGAGUUUUGGUUGAAGCUUCAUUUAAUGCCAACAUGCCAUUUAAAUGGAAUGCUACACGUAUUCAAGUUUUACCUACAACGGGACAAGUUACAUCGCGACAUACGUCUAGUCAUAACUCAAAAGGUUUUUCAUCUAACAAUUCAUAUAACGCAGUCCCUCCACCAAAUGAAAAUUCAAACAGUAGUUACGGAAGUGCCUCUAGAGCUUCACAAAGACCAAAAACGCUUGGGGGACGUGGUAGAUCUCGAGAACGAUCUAGAGAUGAUGAAGAUAUUGAUCGUAACAAACGGCGAAGAGAUGAUCGAGUUCGUGAUCGUGAGGAAAAAGAAAAGCGAGUUUCCCCGCCAAGACGACGAUCUCGAUCUCCAAAGCGAACUAGGCGACCUGUUAUUGUACCACGAUAUAUGGUUCAUAUACCAAAAAUCGCAUUAGAUUUAUUUAGUGCUGAUUAUUUGGAAAUACGUCGUAGAUAUGCCAAUUUGUAUGUUCCAUCGGAUUUUUUUUCAAGUCAUUUUCGUUGGGUUGACGCUUUUCCACCUAAUGCUCCAUUUACAUUGAAUAAGCCUUGUUCAUUUCAUAUUAUGUACAAGGAUGUGGAUCCCGUAACAGAAAAUAAUGCUGUAUUAGAACCACCAGAUGCAGACUACUUAUUUUCUGCUAAGGUUAUGUUGUUAAGUAUGCCAACAAUGAAUGAAGUGUAUCAGAAAUGUUGCUCGAUGGCUGAAGAUAAAGAAAAACGAGAUCGUGACAGUGAAGAACGAGACUUUAUUCAUCCAACACGAUUAUUCAAUUUUCUGGUAGGUUUACGUGGAAAAAACGAAACAAUGGCAAUUGGUGGACCGUGGAGUCCAUCAUUAGAUGGAACUGAUCCUGAAAAAAAUCCAACUGUGUUAAUAAACACUGCGAUUCGAACUUGUCGUGCUUUAACUGGAAUCGAUUUAUCUGUUUGUACCCAAUGGUACCGUUUUGUGGAGCUGUACUACCGGCGUGGAGAAAGUUUGCACAAGGGCAAAGUGAUACCAGCCCGAGUUGAAACAGUGGUCCUAUUUCUCCCAGAUGUUUGGAGCUGUGUGCCGACUCGCAUCGAGUGGGACAGCCUCCAUCAUAGCUACAAAAAGAAAUUGGAGCAGAAACUAUGUCCAGCUGAACAACAAGAUAUUGCUGAAAGCGGCAGUGCAACUACGGCAGAUGAAAAGGAUGAUGAAGAUGUUUCAACUGAAGAAAAAUUACAGCCAACUCAUUAUUCUGAGUUAGAUGUAAAAACAAUGAAUGUUACGGAUUUACGAAACGAAUUAAAAGCACGAAAUUUAAAUUCAAAAGGUUUAAAGUCACAAUUAGCUGCUAGAUUAUCAAAGGUAUUGAAAACUGAGGCAGCUGAAAAGAAUGAUGUUGAAGAUUUGGAUGGGGAUGUAGUUGAUACGACGGAAAUAAUAAAAGAAGAAAUCACACCUGUACCGAAUGAAAAAGAUGAGAAAAAAUCAAAGGAAGAUGAAAAAAUUGACGAAAAAGAAAAAGCCAUUCUGGAAAAACGUUACAGCUUACCUGAAGCACCACAUAUCAUAGUACAUCCAUCACGAACAGCAAAAUCAGGGAAAUUUGAUUGUACAGUUAUGUCGUUAUCCUUACUUUUAGAUUAUCGCCCUGAAGAUACAAAAGAACAUUCAUUUGAAGUAUCGCUAUUCGCUGAAUUAUUUAACGAAAUGUUAAUGCGUGAUUUUGGUUUUUAUAUUUAUAAAGCUUUACGUCAAGUACCUGAAAAGCCUAAAGAAGAAAAAGAUGAUAAAAAGAAGAAAGAUGAUGAAAAAGAUAAGAAAAAAGAAGAAAAAAAGUCAUCUAAAGAUGAAAAAGAUAAAAAAGAUGAGAAAGAGAAGAAAGACGAAAAAAAAUCAUCAAAAAAAGAUGAUGAUGAUGAGGAUGACGAAGAUGAAGAUGAUGAUCGAAGAGAUCGUAGUAAACGUUCAACAGAUCGUGAUCGUGAAAAACGUUCUAAAAAAGAUCGUCCAAAAUUGAUUACUGUUGAUCCACAUUUAUUAUUAUCUUUUGUUUAUUUUGAUCAAACUCAUUGUGGAUACAUUUUUGAAAAGGAUAUUGAAGAUUUAUUAUUUACUUUAGGCUUACAAUUGUCACGUGCACAAGUACGAAAAAUUGUCUCAAAAGUGAUUACACGCGAUUCUUUACAUUAUCGAAAAUUAACUGAUAAAUGUAAAGAUGAUAAAGAUAUUAUUACAAACACUGAUAGUACAAAAAAUGAUAAUAACGAUUGUGAUACUUUAGCGCUGGGUAACAAAGGUUUAUUGCCGAUUUUUCAAUCUCCAACACUUGCUUCGAAUUCAGAGACAGAAAGUAGUAAAAAUGAUGCUGAAGAAAAUAAAACGGUUGAUAAACCCGCUGAAGGUUUUGUAAUGUAUCAAGGAAGCCUGUUAAAUGUUGAAAAAUUAAUGUGUCAACUUAAACGGAUUGAUAAAGCAUGUACAGAAACUGAAGAUCGAUUAGUAGAAUUAAAAAAUGAAAAUAAAAAAUUACUUGAUAAAAAUUCACGGGCAAAUAGUACCAUUAAAGAUUUAACAGCCGAUUUAAAAGAGUAUAAAGAAAAACUCCACACUUCUAAUUCAUCUCUAGAACGAACAAUGGCAUGUUCAAAACUGUUCCAUUCAACGCUAAAAGAUAUCAAAAAACUAAUCGAACCAGUUUUAAAUCAUAAAUUAUAUACAGAAUCAUCGUCUUCAUCUGAUAGUAAAAAUAGUCAUGAAACACGGUGGAGUGAACCAGAAGAACGAAAUUCUUCAAGUAGUAAAAAUACAAUUAAACAAGAGAAAUCAACAACGGCAACAACGGAAACAAAAAAAGUUGAAGUAAAGGAGGAAAAAAUGGAAGUUGACAAAAACAAUGAUAAAGAAUCGGUUUGAUUAUUAUUAAUAAUUUAUGCCCUUAAUAGAAUUGUAUGAUUAUUUUUUAAGAUGAAAUAAAAUUAAUUGAUGAACCAA
Chrysoperla carnea is the source of this 3624-nucleotide messenger RNA. RefSeq names its product cell division cycle and apoptosis regulator protein 1-like. The coding region runs from base 118 to 3546 and encodes 1142 amino acids. NCBI's taxonomy places the organism in Eukaryota, Metazoa, Arthropoda, Insecta, Neuroptera, Chrysopidae. Gene Ontology annotation, biological process: regulation of DNA-templated transcription. The record is from RefSeq and is a predicted model, not a curated record. The transcript has 8 exons. Gene Ontology annotation, cellular component: nucleus.